AUGCAGGACAUUCGACUCACGGCCAUGUUGAUGGCCUGCUUGACGCUCUUUCCAUCAUCUGCAACUGCAUUCUGGCGUCUUCCCUGCCGUGGACGAUCUGGUGCCGCCCGGCUCGACCCAAUCGUGAACCCUGGCGAGGUUUCUGGACACACGCAUGCAAUCCACGGAUCUGGAAACUUUGGAAUGAGCUCCAACCAAGCUUCUCUUCGGGAAUCUGAUUGCACGUCGUGUGCAGUCACGCAGGAUAAAUCUGCUUAUUGGACCCCGGCUCUAUACUUUAUGCACACCAACGGCAGUGCCGAAAUGGUGGAGGAGGUUGGAGGCAUGCUUGCGUACUAUCUUCUUUACGGAGAGAACAUCACUGCUUUCCCCGAAAACUUCCGCAUGCUGGCAGGUGAUCCCUUCCAGCGUAACUUCACUUGGCCAGUUCCGGACCCUCCCAAAUCCUCGUGGACUGGUGCGCAGUCCUCGCAGGCUGCCCUGCGCCAAAAGGCGCUCGGAUUCAACUGCUUGAACUAUCAGUCCACCGCCGAGGCUUCUCUCUACCGUCACUUCUUGCCUAACAAAACCUACCUUGAUGAGCACUGCACCGACGGUGUUAGAUUCGAGCUCAUGUUCCCAUCCUGCUGGAAUGGCAAGGAUGUCGACUCCGACGACCACACAUCGCACGUCGCGUAUCCAUCUCUCGUUAUGGAUGGUACUUGCCCCGAGGGUUACGAGACUCGCUUGGUUUCACUCUUCUACGAGACCAUUUGGAACACCUAUGCUUUCAAGGACGUGGACGGCUACUUCGCCCUCGCCAACGGAGAUCCCACUGGAUUCGGAUACCACGGUGAUUUCAUGCAGGCCUGGGACGACGGCGUUUUGCAGGAGGCCAUCGAAACUUGCACAAGCGAGACCGGUCUGGUUGACGAAUGCGAGAUCUUUGACAUCCAGACUCAAGACAAGCAACAGCAAUGUGAGUUCAAGGUGCCAUCGGCCCUUGAGAACGACGAGGUCUUUAUGCACGCCGGUGGAUUGCCUGGCGAUAUGACCAUUGAAUGGGGACCUGCCUACGCUGUGAUGGACAUGGGCUCUGGACACGAUUCAUCCUCAACUUCAACUUCGACUACUACUGCUCCCGGUCUCAUCCCGACGCUCUCGCUUCCUUCAAUCCCCACCAUUUCCCUGGGUGCUGGCAUCUCGAUUGACCCGGGUCAGCUGCUUGACAACCUCCACGUCGCCAACACCGCUGCCAACAGUCCCACCACCGCCGCUGCUGCCGCCAACGCUGCUGCCGAAACUGCUGUUGCUCCUACAACCACAACCGCUCCGACUUCGACCUCCACGCCUACGCCGACCCCAACCCCGACUACUUCUAUUAUUGUCGACCCUAUCACGGAGGAGAUCAUCUACCUCCAGCGGGAUAUCGUCGUUCUAGUUGACGGGCAGGGUAACCCGUACUCCACCAGCACCGGCGAUGUCCGCACUGUGUCUACUGCUACCACGACCGUGACCGAAACGUCCACCGCCGUCUCUUACGUGAAGAAAGACACUAUUCCGGAGCCCGUAGAAGUGGAGCAACCUUCUCGCCAUGCGCGCAGACACCUUCACCAUCGUCACGGUCACACACACAACACGGUCUAA
Molecule: messenger RNA, 1626 nt
Organism: Penicillium brevicompactum
Lineage: Eukaryota; Fungi; Ascomycota; Eurotiomycetes; Eurotiales; Aspergillaceae
Product: DUF1996 domain-containing protein
Exons: 3
Coding region: 1-1626 (541 amino acids)
Source: RefSeq, a predicted model, not a curated record